AUGUAUGAGUCUGCUCAUGUCUAUCUAUCUAUCUAUCUAUCUAUCUAUCUAUCUAUCUCAGUCUCUUCACUAUCUAGCUAUCUACUUCAUUUUGUGAUCUAUCUGUCUAUCUAUCUAUGUAUGAGUCUGCUCAUGUCUAUCUAUCUAUCUAUCUAUCUAUCUAUCUAUCUAUCUCAUCUGCUCAUGUCUAUCUAUCUAUCUAUCUAUCUAUCUAUCUAUCUAUCUAUCUAUCUCAUCUGCUCAUGUCUAUCUAUCUAUCUAUCUAUCUAUCUAUCUAUCUAUCUCAUCUGCUCAUGUCUAUCUAUCUAUCUAUCUAUCUAUCUAUCUAUCUCAGUCUCUUCACUAUCUAGCUAUCUACUUCAUUUUGUGAUCUAUCUGUCUAUCUAUCUAUAUAUGAGUCUGCUCAUGUCUAUCUAUCUAUCUAUCUAUCUAUCUAUCUAUCUAUCUAUCUCAUCUGCUCAUGUCUAUCUAUCUAUCUAUCUAUCUAUCUAUCUAUCUAUCUCAGUCUCUUCACUAUCUAGCUAUCUACUUCAUUUUGUGAUCUAUCUGUCUAUCUAUCUAUGUAUGAGUCUGCUCAUGUCUAUCUAUCUAUCUAUCUAUCUAUCUAUCUAUUCUGCUCAUGUCUAUCUAUCUAUCUAUCUAUCUAUCUAUCUAUCUAUCUCAGUCUCUUCACUAUCUAGCUAUCUACUUCAUUUUGUGAUCUAUCUGUCUAUCUAUCUAUGUAUGAGUCUGCUCAUGUCUAUCUAUCUAUCUAUCUAUCUAUCUAUCUAUCUCAGUCUCUUCACUAUCUAG
Molecule: messenger RNA, 792 nt
Organism: Acanthosepion pharaonis
Lineage: Eukaryota; Metazoa; Mollusca; Cephalopoda; Sepiida; Sepiidae
Source: the annotation of a GenBank genome assembly